AUGUCCGUGCACGUCGACUUCCCGCAACGCGAUGAUGACCCGCAUCGCACACGCUGCAUCGCUGACGACGCAUCGGUGACCGCAGCACCGCCCACUCCCGCGCUGCCAUCCUUCGCUUUGGCGGAGGAGGGCCGCUCAAAAGGCGAGUUCUGCAGCUCCGCAAUUCAAGUCUUACUCGCUUUCUUACAUCAACAGGCAGGCACUAUUGUAGAGCCUGUUGUGUCGUCGGGCAAGUCUCUCACUGCGACUACUCCUUCUGCUGCGCUGACCUACCACCACGCCAUCGCAGCGCUGAUCGACGUGCAGUCUAUGCUAGACUCCUUUACGUUGAAGGCAGCGACGACUUCAGCGGCAGUGAAGGCAACCUUGACGAGUGCCAUGAUAACGGUGCUGCUAGGCGAUGGGCGCAGCAACUCUCUGCUAGAGGUGCUAAGUGCGUUCCCUGCGGAAGUUGGAGGAAUGACAACGCUGACUCCCUCUUUUUGCGCUGCAGAGCUGAUGGCUCGCACGGUGGAUGCCCUCGCGUGGGUUGUGGAUGCUGUGUGCGCGCCGCUCGUGGAGGACCUGACAAAGAGCGGCUUCCAUACGACCCCGAAGUGUGUGGCCGUGGAGGAGAGAGGUCUUUGGAACGAACUAGUGGCACAUGAAGAGGUGCUGCUUCACUUCGCGCGCGUCGCUCUCGCACCCGCCUCGUGUGAAGCUCAUCGGUGGGGGGCAGCGGUGUGCAGUUAUGUGGUGCGUACAGUAGACGCUCUCCUGCAAACUUGCUUUGUCAUUCGCAGCUACGCCAAUCGUCGGCCAAACGAGAAAGUGGAGGAAAAUGAAACGGAAGAAGAUGACUCGCAUCAGCAGGUCCUUCUCACCGCCUCGCGGCUUGGGCAGCAGCUGACGGCAGACGAUACGUUGCGACGCGUGACGAAGCUACUGCAGAUGCCGGUGCAGGUCCUGGACGAAAUGGACGUCUUCACACGUAAGUCGCACACGGUUUGCUACGAUGUCCUCCGUCACGGCGCGCUCUCAGCGGCAAAUGAUGAAGACAGCGUGAUAAACACGGCGAGGAAAGAAAUGAUGUCCGCCUCUGCUUCAAAGCUUCCGUGGGCCCCGCUCGACAGCACGCGUCGACCGCAGAGCCCGUUAGAGCUCUACACCUGCAUUGUGUCGUAUCUCUCUCACGCAGCCGCGUAUCGCAACACGUGUCUACCAGAGGCGGACCGCAAAGAGAAUGCCGUCUGCUCCGCCGUUUGCAAGGCGUAUGUGUGUGUCCUCGAGCGAGCACUGCAAGCAGGGGAGACGGCGCUCACGGCUCCGUCAGUGCAAACACCGACGGCAGCAUCACCAUCACCGACAACAGCCCAAGAAGGGCACGUGUCUGCUCCUGUGGAGUACCUUUCCCCGCGAAUACCUCGAGUUGGCUGCUACUCGGCAACGCGGCGUUUUCUCUCCCCGCUGCCCUCCCUGGAGGUAGACGUGGCAGACUCCGAGCCAGGCUCGCUGUGCGAGUCGCCGGUGAUGAACACGCAAGCCGGCGUGCUGGACAAGGACGACUGUCGCCCCCUGCGGCUCACACCGGCCGCCAAUGACGCAGACGAACUCAAUACCCUCGGUACGGUGACCCACAGCCGUCGAUCCAGCAAAUCGCCGGCCUGUCCGGCAAGAGUUGCGGGCGCGGAGACUCCCUCGAGUGACGAGUCAGCAAACCCUGCCACUGUCGCCAUUCCGGCGCCCGUCGCUGCAGCGUCGACGACGGAGUCCAAUACGGCAGCAAGUAGCCCCGCGAGGGACAGCUUUGGAGUCAACGUGCCUUGCCUCGAUCGCGGUGCCGGCGGCGCUCAAGACGGCAUGCUGUCCAACGCGAUGACGUUGGCCGGCAUGACCGACGCAGAGACGGCGUCCUUCGGUGGCGAGAGUGCCGGUCGCGCUUCCCUUGCCCGCGCGCGACCCAUGGCGAUCACCAGCGCAGCGGCACCAGCAGCAGCAAUUAUGACGGCGGCAAUGCAGAGCAACGCGGGUGGGAAAAGCCCCAGCACCCUUCGCAGCCGCGUGCAGCGUGCACUGGUCAAACCGACCCCCUCGCCGAGCCCCUCCUCUUAUGGAGGCUCUCUCCCUCUCAGCUCCGUAGCACCACGGCAGGGCGGCGGCAGCGACGCAGCGCCGAUCCGGUCGGUGUCUUCGUCGCGUCCGCAUCUCCUGUGCAAAUCUGCCAUCAGUCCCACAAACUCUUGUGAACCCUUUCGCCCGUCUGUAGCGAUGGAGCCGUUCUCGCUGACGGCGCACGGCCCGGGAAGCCUUCUGCAUUACGGCUUGAGCAAGAGCAGCUGCUUGCAGCGCGAACGUCAGACCCGAAUGCUGACGGAAGCCGCUGCCGCUGCUGCCUUUAUGUGCCCUACCCCUGUGCUGCGCAGCGCCUACCCUUCGCACGUCUUGCUCACCAAUGAGGUGCUGACCUCCCUUGCGCAUUUGACGAAGCCGAACACGUGCACUGAGGAGUCCAUGGCGGCGCUGGUCGACGCCAACGUGCUGACCGUGCUGUCGCAGCUGCUGGAGUACCCCGGCAACACCGUGCAGGAGGUGGUGACCCCCACCCUUGAGCACUGUUUUGCUUUUUGGGAGUCCAUGGUGUCGCAGAGUCCGGCAAAACUGUUUCACCUGUCGGCCCAGGCACCGGAUACGAACUUCGACGCGAAAAAGCAACGUGAAGGGACGACGCUGUCUAGUAACGAAGGCGAAAGCGAAGAAGCCGCCUCAGCGCUGCCAACUCCUCUCCGUGCCCUCCUGAAGAUCUUUUCCGAUUUCCUCGGCUGGGACGGCGAAGCUUGGGCGCUGCUACACGCGCAGUACAUGGAGCGAGCGCUACGGCUGCUGAUCGACGUACUGACAUACAUCAAAGACGCCACCUCUGUGACACGCAAAACCGCUCGCCAGUGUCUCGCCCACCUUACACUGAAAAGCAACAAAAGUUCCGCCUCGCGCUUGCUGGCGCAGGUGGUCGACUACCUUCUGCGCCGCGGCGCCGUGGCACACAUCUGGUGCUGCCUGUCAACAGACGCCACACAAAUUCCUGGUGCCAUGCGCAUGUCUUCUCCAUCCUCUUCGCCCACCACAGCAGCCGCAGCAGCGAACGGGCGGGCCCCAACUCCGGUGCCUGAGGAGAUUUCUAUCGAUGGUAACGGAUUUUGCGUAUAUAGUACGACGGCGCGGCGCCCACAUGCCUUGCUUUCGGCAGCGCAGUGCACGGCCGUGCACCUGCUGUACACCUUGGCGAAGUCGUUAGACUGGUCCUCGGCAAAGAUCAGCGGGGCUCGAUCUACCGCGCCUCUCGAUGCCCCUGUUCGGAAUUCGGACAGGGGGAGCGAUGGCAUUGUGCCGGAUGCAGCAACCUACCGUUACUUCAUGGAGGAGUCUUUCAAGCACCUGCCAGCCUGCGCCAACUGUCUGCGACGGUGCACCUACACACGCACUCAGUCACACCCUAUCGUGCCGGCCGAUCACGAGGCGCUGAGCCGCGUGCUGCAUGUCCUGCGCAUCCUCUUCGCAGCGAUGGGGGCGGGGGUGCAGGGGCCAGGGGGCGGUCGCGACGCUGUGCCAGCUAUGGAGCGUCGUCAACGAUGGGCACAGCAAAUUGCCGACUCGCAGGUGCUGGAGAUUUUAGCGCACAUCGGCACUGCGGCGGAGCUCGUGCGCUGCGAGCUGCCUCGCCUCUGCCUCUUCACACUGCGCAGCUACUUCGAUCACGUGCACGUCCUUGCGGACAAUCCGCUGACCAGGCCGGUGCGGGGCAGCGGCUCUACACCACCGCGACUCUCAUCCGCGUUACCGGGUGUCGAAGCAAAAGCAGCAGCUGCAACAGGAACUGCAGCAGCACAUCUGGCGCGUGCACAGGCUGGCAUGGCAGCGCUUCAGGCUCUUGUCGUCGAUCCACCACCGCUUCCCGUCACUGCAGGCACCGCCACGUGGGGCAGAGAGGCGCUGCGGGAGAGUCUGCUCGUGGUUUUGCUGGCACGCAUGCAGCGUCGCUGUGCGGGCCAGUCCGCCAACGCCUCCGUCCCGCAGCAAAUGGAGGUGUACGCCUUACUCACUGACGUGUUGGGGAUGCUGGUGGACAGUCUGCCGACGACGCCGGCGGCGACGUCUUGGCCUGAAGGCGGGACAGCGAUUUUCGAUGCGGCCGCUGCCGCCGAGCUGAUCAGGUUGACGCAGCAUGUCGUGUCCGCGGUGAUCGGCUGUCAUCUAUGGAGCGGGUCUGCGCAGGAGCUGCGCUAUUUGAACCCACGCGACACGCCACCUGUAAAGGAGGCGUUGCGGUUUUUGUGCCGUGUGGCGCAGGUGGUAAAUGGGAGCGUGCAGGUGUUGAGCUGUGCGGCGCCGUCGGACCAGGGGAGCGCCUCCUCAACCGCAGAGAUCACCGGCACCCUCGGGAGGCACAUGGCGUCCGUUCUUCUCGCAGAGUCGAUGAGCGUGACCUUCGCCUUUCACGUCGUGACGAUGGACCUCCCACUGGCGCUUGCCGGUCUGAUAAACGGCAAGCGAUGGCAGAUGUGUGGAAAGCAGUCGAGCCCGCCGCCGCCGCCGCAGCGGUCAGGCGCGCUGAGCGGCGGCAUCAGUAACGGCAGCAAUCGCACAGACAACGGUCACGCAACAUCCUCCUCUUCCGCUCCCAGCUCUACGCAGAUGACGCUGCAUGCGACGGCCUCGGUGGCCGUGACGAUGACGCCGCCGUCGCCGUCGCCUCCCAUCUUACCGACGCCGCAGCACGCGGCGAACGAGUUCGACGACGAUGACCGCCGCGAGACGUGCGAGGUGGCCGCGUCCGCCCUCGUGGAGCUGCUGUCGUCGGUGCGGCGUGCGGAGGCGCUUCUCGGCUGCGCUGCGGUGCUCAGCCCCGCCAUGCUGGGAACGCUGUCGCGCCGCAGUAGUGGCACAUGUGGUGGUGGCAGCGUGCGGACUGGAGGUUCUGGCGCUGCCGCGGAGACGGCAGAGAGUGCUCGAGAGAUGUCCGCCACCACCGCCUUCAUUUCCCCCUCCUCGAGCCAAAGCUGUUGGGCGCAGGGCGAAGCACCACAUCAGCUGGAUGUGAUCGUGGUGCAGAACGCUGCAGCUGACUUCGCGGGGGUGGUGACGUCGAGGGUUUACCCGCUGGCUAUCGCGGCCCUCGCCGGGUCGUUGCCGUCUCCAGAUGACGACUCCCAUGAUACGGACACAAGGUCACCAGGGGAGCAAUCCGCGUCUGAUAGCACAGGUCUGCAAAGCCUCACGACCACCUUGUCUAACGCGGAGCCGGAAAGCGACGAUCCUCGCAACUGGCGUCAGACGGAGCUGCAGUGGCGCCGACGUGUUCCGCUUCUCCGCACGGCGAUAAAGGACGCACUCCACGUCUUGGAUUUGGACGUGCUGGACCACUAUUUGGACCUUCGUCGGCGUCAUCAAGCGUACUUCUACCGCACGAAAACUGGGACAUACACAAGCCGUGACGACGAAUCGACAUCUGCGGAAGAAGGGAUGGUGGUCCUGGCCACAGAGAAGAAACGUUAUCUUGAGUCUCUUUAG
Messenger RNA from Leptomonas pyrrhocoris, 5544 nucleotides. RefSeq lists its product as hypothetical. The coding region runs from base 1 to 5544 and encodes 1847 amino acids. The transcript has a single exon. NCBI's taxonomy places the organism in Eukaryota, Euglenozoa, Kinetoplastea, Trypanosomatida, Trypanosomatidae. The record is from RefSeq and is a predicted model, not a curated record.